Phytophthora nicotianae INRA-310 is the source of this 384-nucleotide messenger RNA. RefSeq lists its product as hypothetical. The transcript has a single exon. The record is from RefSeq and is a predicted model, not a curated record. Bases 1 to 384 code for a protein of 127 amino acids. NCBI's taxonomy places the organism in Eukaryota, Oomycota, Peronosporomycetes, Peronosporales, Peronosporaceae.
AUGUCGAGUCGGAGCUUGGACGCGUUGGACGAAUAUAUCAGGCUGUUCAACGUUCGAUACCCACCAGCUAAAACCGAUAUCACGACGGAGCUUGCAAAACGCUUCGGUGGCGAAGCCAAAUUCGCCCGUUUGGUUGCAAGUGCUUUGCAAUUGCCACAGUCAAGACGAAUGUACGUCAAUGCUGAAAAAUUCCAAAACGCUCUAUUUAAGCAGUGGAAGGAUCGCGGUUUAGAUCCCAUGAGUGUUCAUGUUCAAGUAUUUAAGGUGGACGAGAACAAUGUGGCUUCUGCCGGUUCUGCGUUGAAGAAUGUUGUCGAGCGUUACCAGAGAGAUGUCUAUCGUGGCCCCGUUGAAGGUAUUUUUGUAAAUCCUCGUCGUUCGUAG